AAAUACGAAUUUUUUUUCUUAUUUAAAUUUGAAAUACAGCCAAUGUCCGAAAAUGUCCACUGACACAAGUGGGGAAAUCCAUGGAACCACAUGGUACAGAGCUUGGACGGGCUACGCAGCGUCAAUAAAUGAACUUUUAGGUUUUCUCAAGCUCACACAUAAUUUUUAUGCUUUGCUUGUUUUUGCUGCAAUUUGUGCAGGAUGCGGGGUGAUGGUGGAGGGAGUGGAGGAAUUGAUGGUGUCGACGUCUGUAAUGGCCGCAUGCGCAUGAUAUGUAGUAGCCUAUUUUGGUUCUUGGUGGCUUUAUCCAUGUGAAUUUCAGUUGGCUAUGGCAGCGGCAGCAGCGCCAAUACCUCAACAUCAGGAACAAAGCAAUUUGCAGAGUGAGAAAACCAAGUGCAAGCGAAGGCGAAGACGUGAAGGGGCCGCGGGAGUCGAACAGCGGACGUCAGGUAGCAAGAGUAGUAGUAGAGACAAAGUGCGGAGGGCCCCGCAGGCGGUUACCACAGAGGGCGCGUGGUGCUGCGUGGCGAAACCCCUGGCCAGCCCGUCCCCUCCUCCUCCCCGGCGCUGCAACAGCAAGCCCAAGGAUCAAACAGUAGAAAAGCCCCCCGUAGACAUUAUUAAUAAGGAAAAUCAAAUCUUGGAAAAAGAGAGUGCUGAACUCGCCAAGGUGGAGAGGUCGAAUCCCACCCCGGGGGACAUUCUGAAGACGGGCGAGAUCUCGGCGCUCAUCAAGCAGGGCUUCAUUCCAGACAAACAGCCUCUGGGGAGCUCAAGCCCUAGUCCUAACAGAAACCCUAAUCCUAACGGCAGCGUCUCUCCUUUCCGAAUUCGUUUGUCGCCGGGCAGGGUUUCUCCUAUUAUGGACUCGGCUUCCGCUGCUUUGAGCUACGGAAAGUUCAACUCUGUUCUCAACGCAGGUCUGCUUAAUCCGUCCUCGUCUCCCCCCGUGGAAAAAAUCAGAUCCUCUCCCACGCUCUUCGAAAUGAUGGCUCAUGAACAAGAACUGCAGCCCAAGCAGCAGCUUGCCGCUAAUGGCAAUGUAAUCUUACAACACUCUCAGUCACUCAACGGGAAACAAACAUCCGCACUGCAAGACCGGCAGUUUUUCAUGCAAGAGAAGAUUUUGGCCAUUCUGGGAAGCUGCAGCCCAGGCAGCCAGUUCAAUGAUUCCGAGUCCAGUGAUGUCAAACUGACGCUGAGCUCCAAGGAUGGACUUUCUGUUACUUUGAACGUUCAUAGGCAGAUUCUAGUUGCUCAUAGCAGGUUUUUUGCCGCGAAGCUGUCGGACAGAUGGUCGAAACAGCAGCGGAGUUUGCCACAUUUAGUGGAGAUUUCGGACUGCGAUGAUGUGGAGAUAUACAUGGAGACUCUGCGUCUGAUGUAUUGUAAGGACUUGAAGCGCAAGCUCAUGAAGGAAAAUGUCUCCAAAAUUCUUGGCAUCUUGAAGGUUUCAGCUGCCAUUGUUUUUGAUGCGGGCAUGCUAUCUUGCCUAGAGUAUCUGGAAGCAGUGCCAUGGACUGAGGAAGAGGAGGACAGAGUUUCUUCAUUGUUGGCACAGCUUCAACUUGAGAGUAUUGGGGCAGGGGAAGUACUAAAGAGGAUUUCUACUGAAGAUUCAAAUGUGGGCGCAUCAGAGGAUAUCCUUGUUAAACUAUUACAACUUGUGCUCAAAGGUACAGAUGAGAAGGCAAGACGUGAGAUCAAGGCCUUGAUCUCAAAAAUGCUAAGAGAAAAUGCUUCUCUGAGUAGGGAUUCAUUUGAUGUUAGUAAAGACAGUCUAUACAGGGCUUGCAAUACAUGUUUAGAUUCUCUUGUUCAUCAUUUCAUGCAGGCCUCAAGUACUGAUUUCAUGGAGAGGGCAAGUGAGGACCGGGGCUUAAUUGUCAAUCAAAUAGCUCGUGAAGCUGAUAAUCUUCAUUGGAUACUUGACAUUUUGAUUGAUAGACAGAUUGCAGAUGAUUUUGUGCGAAUGUGGGCUAAUCAGGCCGAACUUGCAGCACUGCAUUCCAAAAUACCUACAAUGUAUCGGUACGAAGUAAGUCGUCUCACGGGGAGACUCUGCAUUGCAUUAGGAAAAGGCCAGGUUUUAGUUCCUAAGGAUAUUCGUUUCACACUAUUACAAGCCUGGCUGCAGCCACUGUUUAAUGAUUUUGGCUGGAUGCGGCGAGCAUGUAAAUCAUUGGACAGGAAAGUAGUGGAAGAUGGAAUCAGCCAAGCAAUUCUGACAUUACCACUUAGACAGCAACAGAGCAUAUUGCUCAGUUGGUUUGAUCGAUUUCUAAGCAGUGGUGACGAUUGCCCAAAUCUACAGAGAGCAUUUGAAGUCUGGUGGAGAAGAACAUAUGUCAGGCCUUAUGUAGAAGCCAAUCAAAAUCAGCUACAAGUAGCUUCGUACGAUCAGAUGUGAAGUUUCUGGUUGGGUAUUUGUCAAAUUAUCUAGCAAGUUUGUUGUAAUUUACGACUGACAUAUUCCAGAUUGGAAAAAGAGUUUUGUACAGUGAUAUUAAUUAUUAUUGAUCAAUGUCUAAGUGUUCUUCUGAAUA
This is a messenger RNA of Cryptomeria japonica (Japanese cedar), 2549 nucleotides long. Its product is annotated as BTB/POZ domain-containing protein At1g63850. Gene Ontology annotation, molecular function: protein binding. The transcript has 2 exons. NCBI's taxonomy places the organism in Eukaryota, Viridiplantae, Streptophyta, Pinopsida, Cupressales, Cupressaceae. The record is from RefSeq and is a predicted model, not a curated record. The coding region runs from base 329 to 2413 and encodes 694 amino acids.